AUGGAAGAACAAUUUACAAAUAUUGAGUAUGUUCUUAUAGCACCAGAUAUAUUAGUGCCCUUAACCUGGCCAAUUUAUGACCUAGAAGAUUUUGUUGUAAAGCUCCUAAGAAAGAUCAUAAGUACCAGCCAACAGGAGAGCCCCAUUAUCAGGGUGCAUGACAUUUCUGUUCGGUUGAUGAGGAAUCACCCAAAUGGGUUUCCCUUCGUGUGUGAAUUGGUGCCUAAUGAACAGGUGAUUGGAGCUGACAUCUACGAUAUUGUUUCUUCGGAGGAUGUGAAAAACAAUUUGAUUGGGAGUGCCAGCGGAAGUGAUCUUAGAGCCUUACAACGAAGGACUCUUUGGGCUCGAACUCGAGAACCCAGAUGCGUUCUACGUUCUCAAGCUCUCGAGUAA
This is a messenger RNA of Cotesia congregata, 396 nucleotides long. The record is from the annotation of a GenBank genome assembly. NCBI's taxonomy places the organism in Eukaryota, Metazoa, Arthropoda, Insecta, Hymenoptera, Braconidae.